AUGGCAACCCUAAUGGAAUACACCCAGAUCGAAUUGCUCACACUGAGCGGCCCUGAAUACCGCCGAGUAUCUACUGCUCCCCCGCGACCCCCGACCGAAGAUGAAAUCCCGAUCAUAGAUCUUUCCUCGAUUGAUGGCGAUAUAGAAGACCGAAAGGCCAUCGCAUCCAAGAUAAAAUUAGCGGCCGAAAACACAGGCUUCUUCUAUAUCAAAAACCAUGGAAUUGCAGAAGAGCUUAUCCAGAAUGCUCUAUCGCAAGCCAAAACUUUCUUCAAUCAGCCAGACGAGAAGAAAGAGCUGGUUUCAAGUAAGAAAUCGAAACUCUCAGAUGGCUGGCAUGGACUUGGGACAACUCAAGUAAAUAAAACUGAAACACGAGAUCGCAAAGAGACAUUCUCCGUGCGCUACAACCCCAAAAACGACCCGACAAUCUCCGACCCAGAGUCGCUGCUCACAGACGAACGAUACGCAUACGGCGGCGACGAUCUGAAAUGGGAGGGAACAAGCCACCUCCCGGGAUUCCGCGAAACAACAAUCGAAUUCUACCAGCGCCGCCUCGCCCUCGCACGCAAGAUGGUGCGCAUCUUCGCGCUCGCAUUGGACAUGCCAGAGGACUACUUUGACGGAGUGACGACCCAUCCCGGCGCAGACGGUCUCUACGUGCAUUAUCCCGGCACAGAAGAUGCGCUCGAAGACGAUCAAACCGAUGUCGAUGUCGGCAUAGGCUCGCAUACCGAUAUCCAGUGCCUAACUCUCCUGUGGCAAGAUAUGUCGGGAGGGUUGCAGGUCCUUUCUGCUAGCGAUGAGUGGCUCGAUGCUCGACCUAUUGCCGGCACGCUUGUCGUUAAUAUCGGGGAUUUCUUGCAGCGUCUUUCGAAUAACCGGUUUAAGUCCACUGUGCAUCGGGUUUAUAAUCGUCAGUCUACCUCUAGGUAUUCUAUGCCCUUUUUCUUGGGCUUCAAUCCCGAUUCAGUUUGUCAGGUUGUGCCUUCUUGUGUUGAUGAGGCCCAUCCUGCUCUUUAUGAGCCUAUCUCCUGUGGAAAGUGGCACCGCAAUCGGCUCGAGCUGUCAUCGGGCAGGCCCAUCAGUGCAUAA
This is a messenger RNA of Penicillium canescens, 1095 nucleotides long. RefSeq names its product isopenicillin N synthase family dioxygenase. The record is from RefSeq and is a predicted model, not a curated record. NCBI's taxonomy places the organism in Eukaryota, Fungi, Ascomycota, Eurotiomycetes, Eurotiales, Aspergillaceae. The transcript is spliced from 3 exons. The coding region runs from base 1 to 1095 and encodes 364 amino acids.